This is a messenger RNA of Anopheles marshallii, 2025 nucleotides long. RefSeq names its product WD repeat-containing protein 48 homolog. Lineage: Eukaryota; Metazoa; Arthropoda; Insecta; Diptera; Culicidae. Gene Ontology annotation, molecular function: ubiquitin binding. Gene Ontology annotation, biological process: protein deubiquitination; double-strand break repair via homologous recombination. The record is from RefSeq and is a predicted model, not a curated record. The coding region runs from base 1 to 2025 and encodes 674 amino acids. The transcript is spliced from 7 exons.
AUGCUAACACAUAAAAACAACCAAGGAGGGCGUAAGAAAAUGCAAGUGGCUUUCGUCAUACGGGAUGCAGAAGAAAAGCGACACCGUAAUGGAGUGAAUGCACUGCAACUGGACACAAUUAAUGGGCGGCUCUAUUCGGCCGGUAGGGAUGCUAUCAUUCGUUUAUGGAACUCGACGCAAACUACCUCCUCCGAGCCGUACAUUCAAAGCAUGGAGCACCAUAACGAUUGGGUGAAUGAUAUCGUCUUAUGCUGCGGUGGUCGUAACUUGAUAAGCGCAAGUUGUGAUACCACAGUAAAAGUUUGGAAUGCACACAAAGGUUUCUGCAUGUCGACUUUGCGUACACACAGGGAUUACGUACAGGCGCUUGCAUACGCCAAGGACCGUGAGCAGGUCGCCAGUGCUGGAUUGGACAAAGCCAUUUUUCUGUGGGAUGUUAACACACUUACAGCAUUAACUGCCUCCAACAACACAGUAACAACGUCCAGUAUAUCGGGAUCAAAGGACUCAAUCUACAGCUUGGCAAUGAAUCCAUCUGGUACAAUAAUUGUGAGUGGAUCGACGGAGAACACGCUACGAAUUUGGGACCCACGAACCUGCAACAAAAUAGCAAAGCUGAAAGGGCAUACAGAAAAUGUGAAAGCACUAAUUGUGUCGGAGGAUGGCACGCAGGUCGUGUCUGGCAGCUCGGACGGAAAGAUUAAACUUUGGAGCAUCGGGCAGCAGCGGUGCAUUCAAACAAUUAGUGUGCAUUCAGAAGGUGUCUGGUGUUUGCUGAUGACCGAUGGCUUUUCACACGUCAUUUCCGGAAGCCGAGACCGUAAGAUUAUCAUGACCGAGCUCCGCAAUCCAGCUAAUAGCGUUUUAAUCUGCGAAGAACAAGCACCCGUACUGAGCAUGUGCUACAACAUUGACCAGACAGGCGUGUGGGCUACCACAUGGAACUCGGACAUUCGUUGCUGGAAGCUCCACAAAACGGAUAAAUUAUGCAACUACAGCUACUCGAACAGUUGCAAUAGUAUUAACAAUGGGUACGAGGUGGCCUGCAUUAAAGGUGGAGCCGCUAUUAAACGAUAUCACGUGUUAAAUGAUAAGAGAUUAAUGCUUACCCGCGAUACGGACGAAAACGUAGCCAUCUACGAUGUGUUAAAGAUUAAAAAGGUCGAAGAUCUCGGGAAGGUGGACUUUGAGGAGGAAAUCAAAAAACGUAGUCAACGAAUUUAUGUGCCGAAUUGGUUCAUGGUGGAUUUAAAAACUGGUAUGCCAAUGAUAGUCCUUGGACAGGAUGAGAUCGAUUGUUUCGCGGCUUGGGUUUCGGCGGAAGCUGGACUUCCAGAACAUGCAGAACCCGGAUCCGAUCCAAAAGUGAACUAUGGUAGCUUAUUGCUGCAAGCGUUGCUAGAGCAUUGGAGGCCGGCCCCACCCCAUCACCACAUUCAAGGCGGACCGGUGGAAUUGGAAAAUGGUUGCGAUGGUGACAUUCGUGGCAACGAAUACUUUAGCGUGCCGAAGCAUACGCCGAUUAUUUUUAGCGAAGUCGGUGGCCGGAAUGUAUGCCGGUUGCUUGUGAAAGAUGCUGCUGGAGAGACGGAAAGCGCACUGCUUAAUGAUACUGUCCCGUCGUGGGUUACCAAUGUGGUUAUUGAUAGAACGCUACCCAAGUUUAUCAAGCUUCCAUUUUAUCUAUUGGCACACCCAUCAAUGCUGAAACAGGAUCGCAACAAGAAGGAACGAUUGAUAGCGAACGAGUUUAUCCAAUGUCGAAAAGUUUGUGAGCAUGUUCUGGAGAAGGUGUUAGGGUCAGAUUUGCCAACGGCUGGAAGCACCGGCAAUUCAAACUCCUCGCAGAACAACAGCCAAAGUGAUGGUAAUUCCGAAAGCAGUCAAAUACCGGCCGAUGAACGGAUAGAGUUGUUAUGUAACGAGGUGUUGUGUGAUCCGAACAUGGAUCUUCGCACAGUGAGGCAUUUCAUUUGGAAGCAAUCAUCUGAUUUAACUUUCCAUUAUCGAACGAAAUUGAACUAA